Malassezia pachydermatis is the source of this 573-nucleotide messenger RNA. RefSeq lists its product as hypothetical. Gene Ontology annotation, biological process: late endosome to vacuole transport via multivesicular body sorting pathway; protein targeting to vacuole. Lineage: Eukaryota; Fungi; Basidiomycota; Malasseziomycetes; Malasseziales; Malasseziaceae. Gene Ontology annotation, cellular component: Vps55/Vps68 complex; fungal-type vacuole membrane. Bases 1 to 573 code for a protein of 190 amino acids. The record is from RefSeq and is a predicted model, not a curated record. The transcript has a single exon.
AUGCCACGCCUCGGUGAGACACGGCGUGUAUGCCGCUUCCGACUUCCCAGCAUUCCUCUGUCCAUGAAAACACAUGGGCGUGCGAUCGGCGUGUACGCGGCCGGCGCCGUCUUUGCGGCGGGAUGGUGGCUCUUCUUUGACGCGUGUGUGCGCUCGCACCAACUGCAUCAACCGCCGCCACCUGAUCAGACAUACGUCCCUCCGCCCGUCGCCAUCAAGUUGGAUGACUGGGCGCCAGGUAUCUCGGCGACGAUCGGUCUCAUCAUCGUUAACCUUAUUGAUAAGCAGCACUUGCUAGACGAGGCUGCAGGGAGUCUCACGGCGUGGGGUGAUGAUCCUGUGCUGUGGCGUACACGGAUGUGGCUUUUUGUCGGCUUUGCCUUCCUGGCUGGUGGUAUGGCCGGAAGCAUGGCUGUACUUAUCAUCAAGUACAUGGUCAACCCACACGCAGUGGGCUAUGUGGAAUUCGGCGUGGCUGGCGUUCUACAGAACGUGGCGAUUAUGGCGUGCGCUGUGAUGCUAUGGUUCAGCCAGCGCAGUGAGAGCGAAUACGAAUACAACCUCACUUUGUAG